Molecule: messenger RNA, 852 nt
Organism: Melopsittacus undulatus (budgerigar)
Lineage: Eukaryota; Metazoa; Chordata; Aves; Psittaciformes; Psittaculidae
Gene: SPACA1
Product: sperm acrosome associated 1
Exons: 7
Coding region: 1-852 (283 amino acids)
Biological process (GO): acrosome assembly
Cellular component (GO): acrosomal membrane
Source: RefSeq, a predicted model, not a curated record
AUGGCGCUGCGGGCGGGCGCGGCGGGGCUCCUGGCCUUGCUCUUGCCUCUGCUCCUGGCCUCGCUGGCGGCGCGCAGCGGCAACGGGAUCAGCGCAAAGCCGACGGAGGCUCCGAGCAUGCACGUCAACCGGGGUGAGGAGGCCGCGGGCGCUGGGGGCGUCCUGGCGGGCCCGGGAGCGACGCGUCCUCGAUACCUCCGGCCCUUCCCGAGACGUCUGCGUGACACUGAGUCCGCGAAAAUAGAAUAUGGAGAAUGCACAGUUACGUGUGGGAUUGGCAUUCGAGAAGUUCUGUUAACCAGUGGAUGCCCUGCAGCUGAAACAAAAUGUAUUAUCGGUGUGGAGGAAUGCGAGGGGCCGGUAGACUGUGGAUGGGGAAUACCAAUUUCUAAGGGCCCUGAGUGUGUGAAGAUGCAUUGUAUUUAUAUACCUCCUGAAAAUCGAUUUAAAUACAUUUGGAAGAAAUUAAUUCAAAACAAGACAGCAAGUACUCUUCCCAAUGAUACAUCUAUUAUGGAAGUUUGCAGAGGUGACCAGUUGAUUACAUACCAAUGUGAAACUCGAAGGAAGAAAGGAAGUGCCAUUGCUUCUGUAAAAUACACAGUCCAAGCAAAAACUGAAAUACAAGCAGAAGAACCAAAGAGAAUACAGACAGAGUACUCAAGGAAAGAGACAGAUGCCAUUCUGAUCUUUUGCCUUGUAACUGGAAUCGUUGUGGCUGUUGGUGUGUUCUCUGCCAUGACCAUUAUGAUUCUUCACUGGGGUGUUGUAAAAUCUUUUUGGAAAUCAAAAUUUGGGCAAGACAACCAAGAGAAGCUGAUCGACAAAAGUUCACUGCAUAACCUGGAAUAA